This is a messenger RNA of Argiope bruennichi, 990 nucleotides long. RefSeq names its product putative ankyrin repeat protein RF_0381. The transcript is spliced from 10 exons. The coding region runs from base 178 to 966 and encodes 262 amino acids. Lineage: Eukaryota; Metazoa; Arthropoda; Arachnida; Araneae; Araneidae. The record is from RefSeq and is a predicted model, not a curated record. Gene Ontology annotation, molecular function: protein binding.
AGGUAUUUUCAAAAAAAAAAGCAACACGAUUGGGGACGAAAAUGAAAUCGUUUGUCACUUAUUUAUUCUUGUAUUUUUAUUAUCUUUCGAGUUCUUUUAGAAAGAUUCAAUGGAAUUCUGACAUUGAUAUUUUUCAGAAGAAGUUUAAUGUGAGAUACAAAAUCUCUUUUUAAAGAUAUGGACUUCUGGAGUCGACCUGAUUCUGACUUAUCGGUAUAUGACAAAUGUUUGCCUCAAAUUCUCCAUCCCUCCUUGAAUCAUAUCAUAGAUUAUGAAAUUCCAGAAAUCAGUGGAAUAUCUCCUUGUAUGAAUGUCAAAUCAGAUGGCAAUCAUACAACUACAAUAAAUGUAUACAGAGUGAAUUAUGGUGGUCUCAUAAUAACUCUAAUGUUCUUCACUCUCAUUAUGAUAAUAUUUUUAUAUCUGUGGAAAGGUCAUAAAAUCAGAAUUUUAAAGCCCCCAGCUCCAGUAGUGUAUUAUUUGGCUAAGACUGCCUAUAAACAAGAACAUGCUCAGUUAUGUAUGAUACUGAUUGAAAAAGAAGAUUAUGAUGUAAAUUAUACUAAUUCGGAUUUACAAUUUUCAGUAUUUUUAUGUGCUUGCUUUAGUGGUAAUGCAGAUUUAAUAACAUUCCUGAUCAAAAGAGGUGCAGAUGUACAUAGUGUGUCAAAAUAUGGAGAUUCUGCCCUUUAUUUUGCUGUGUAUGGAUUAAAUACAAAAGUAUCAGAUUUCAGAUACUUAGAUAUCUUAUUAGAUGCUGGUUGUGAUAUUAAUUGUCAAAACAACAAUGGCUUUACACCUCUGCACCUUGCCAGUUCAAGAGGAAAUCUGUGUCUUGUACAGUAUCUUUUAUUAAAGGGUGCUGAUCCAACUAUAUCAACAGCUGAAUCUAUUUUACCAUAUGAAAUAGCUGCAAUGGAAGGUCAUGAAGAAAUUGCAAUGUAUUUGAAAAAGAAGAUGGCAUAAGUAGAAAGAAGAUAAAAAUUAAAC